AUGCCGCUGGACACGAAGCGAAAUUUCUGGACUUUAAAGUCCGAAGACGGGCAUUCUCGAUCCCAUAUCCCACCCCAGCCCCUGUGGACUUUCUUCAUCCGCAUUGCUCAGCUCGUUCUUGCAAUCAUCAUUGUUGGCCUGACUGGGUACGCAACCGAUACAUUUGGUACCACCACCGCUCUUGACGGUCUCGCAUUCAGCUUCUUCCUCUUCGCAUGGACGCUCCUUUUCCUCGGCUGGCUACUCAUUAGCACGUUUUUCUUCCCCAUUGCCUACAACUACUGGGCUCAUGUCGCUGCUGAGGGGCUGACCGUUGUGCUUUGGCUCGCUGGCUGGGCUGUCCUUGCGCACAACGCUUCUGACCUCGCGAAGGCGGAGAAGUACCUGGGUAGUUAUUCUGGGUAUAGUGACUAUCUCCCAAACGACGUCAAGAGUGAGAUCAACAAGACGAAGAGAGCUAUAGACUGUGUCAAAGCGGCGGCAGGCCUAGGCGCUUUGGAAUGGCUGCUGUUCAUUGUGACGCUUGUCUUCUUUGGUACGUCAAAUACCUACAAUCCAGAGUAG
Phaeoacremonium minimum UCRPA7 is the source of this 564-nucleotide messenger RNA. RefSeq lists its product as hypothetical. Gene Ontology annotation, cellular component: membrane. The transcript is spliced from 5 exons. The record is from RefSeq and is a predicted model, not a curated record. NCBI's taxonomy places the organism in Eukaryota, Fungi, Ascomycota, Sordariomycetes, Togniniales, Togniniaceae. The coding region runs from base 1 to 564 and encodes 187 amino acids.